Messenger RNA from Echinostoma caproni, 1425 nucleotides. The record is from the annotation of a GenBank genome assembly. NCBI's taxonomy places the organism in Eukaryota, Metazoa, Platyhelminthes, Trematoda, Plagiorchiida, Echinostomatidae.
AUGAACGCCAGAAGACGAUCCCUGGAUAAGUGGCAGGAGGAUGCAAGCAAAGCCUCUAGUCUGGCAGAUUCUCCGUCCCCUGGUUCUCCUUCGAGCAGGAGUGGACAAUUGACUAGAUCGGCGAGUACAAAUAUGUGUUGCCUGAAAGAAGGUGAUUCCGCUCAGAUGGAACCCUGCUCACCAGGGGGUCGACGAACAGGUGUUAACUCGAUGAACAUUGCUGGUCAGAUCCCUGGGAACAAACCAAGUGACAAUGGUUAUAUGUCCACCGUAGCUCGAAAUGAGCUUGGAAGACUGACAAGAAAUGGAUGUCUGAGCAACGGAAGUAAUGUUUCUAAUCCCAACAUGAAUAAUCAGAGCACACCUCAUAUAAAUGGGACUGGUUUGUUCAAUUCUAUUCAUCGAUCAGCCUCAACUCAGGCCACAUUUACUCCUUCAACUCCGAAUUCAAACCUGGUCAAUUCAGGACAUCUUCCUGGUGCAAGUGCGACCAAUUUGGCGCAUAUUUCUGGAGCAUAUGCUAAUAAUACUUUUGUACCUCACCACCAUGACGUCCAUCAACUGAAUGCUGCAACCCACUUGUAUCAUACACACCAACAACAUUCCAUACAACAUCCUCACCACCAGGGUGUAAACAUUCAAAAACCACUUAUACAACAAACACCAUUCAUGGAACGCACUGAAAUGCACCACUCAAACUCAACUCACCCAACCGUGGUGCACGGUCCACCCAGUGGUGCUCUCGGUUCUGUCUUAUUACGCGACCCAACUUAUCCUCACGCAAAUGCGCCAAGAGGCCCCCAUACCUUUAUCUUUCCGUCUGGAGGACUGCAUAAUCCUCAGGCAAUAGGAGCGCCACAUCUGAACCUAUUUCACUCAGGAACUGGGGCGAACGGAACAGUGCGAAGCCAUUUCCUUAUGCGAGAUCUUGGAGCAGGAACGCAAUUCGAUCACCACUUUUUGAAUACGAUGAGUAAUGGGCAACGCGCUCUGACUGCGCAAGCCAUUGAACUAUGCAACUCUUUGGCUGCAGCCAACUCUGCGUCAUUGUCCUCCGGAGGAGAACGUCCUGAUGAACAGCAAAAUUCAAGCCAAAAUCAAUUCACAAUGAAUCCGGAAGUAAAGAUUCAUUCAGGUGAAAUUCCGGAGGAAGAAAAAACCAAAAGCGACACACGCAUGUCCGAAGAGCCCAGUUCUUCAGACGAGCAAGGUUCAAAUCAAACUGCAGAUCAAAUGGAAGACGUAAUCUCACCGCAAAAUCGAACACUGGAUAAUAUCCGUCAAACAUACUUCAAUACCAGUGAAAUGGAAACUAUAAAGGGCGACAUAAGCUGUCUUAGUGAUGCGAUAUGUGAACUGGUUAACUCUGAUGAUGCAGAUCUACGGGAAGCUCUGAACGAAUGUGAUUCCGACGAGUCUUCCUGA